This is a messenger RNA of Trichosporon asahii var. asahii CBS 2479, 2823 nucleotides long. RefSeq lists its product as uncharacterized. The transcript has 5 exons. Gene Ontology annotation, cellular component: cytoplasm; nucleus. Gene Ontology annotation, molecular function: protein binding; tRNA-specific adenosine-34 deaminase activity. Bases 1 to 2823 code for a protein of 940 amino acids. The record is from RefSeq and is a predicted model, not a curated record. NCBI's taxonomy places the organism in Eukaryota, Fungi, Basidiomycota, Tremellomycetes, Trichosporonales, Trichosporonaceae.
AUGGGGAUCACGAGCUCACGACCGGCGAGCGACGACCCCUCGUCAUCGUCGACGAGGGCGACGGGACUGCCCGAGGGAUGGUACUACCCGAAACGACGAGGCGACCCGCCGCCAUGGGAGACACAGCCGUACGAGACCAUCAACCCCCAGCACCUCGAGGUCCGCCAGGUUCCGGGACGAGGACGAGGCGUAUUCGCGAAUAAGGACUUGCGAGCCGGAACGAAACUCGAAGACGCGCCCGUGCUGGUGAUCACGAAGGAACAGUGGGAGGACGGCAACAUGAACGACUCGAUCCUGGGCGAAUACGGUUUCUGCUGGUCGAACGGAGGGAUGGCGCUUGGACUUGGAAUAGGUCGUCACUGGAAUGGGAGUGAUGGGAGACUGUGCAGUGUCAAAAGUGCCACAGCACAGAAGAAGACGAGACCCAAGGACAGGAACCAUGGCUCUGUGCUCGCUCUCGCUGGCGCGCCUGCCGCUGUGCGCUGGCGUGCGCUGGCGCUGCGCCGCCUGCGCCGGCCUGUCGUCCAAGCCAUGCGCGCCGUGCACGCACCGCGCAUUGUAUGCCUGGCUGCCGCGCCUGCCUGCGCCGGUGACACCUUAGUGUGCCCUCGACCCUCCCUUGCUUCCCCCUUUGCCCCUCCGCUCGUCUUCCCUCGAGACCCUCCUCGCUGCGCGCUGUGCGCAUCGUCCCCCCCGGCACCACCGGAUGCUUCCUUGCGGCUCACCCGGAAUGCACUCCUGUCUUCCUCCGCUCCUUCUGUCAGACAUCAUCGUCGUCUUCUCGACAUUUCUCAUCACUACUCUACUCACGCUCGACUCUCCAUUACUCUUCUUUCUUUAUUCCCGCUCGUCUCAACUCCCCAAUCACCUCUCCACAGAGUCUCUUCCCCUUCAUUCCACUCUCAUAUCUCUGAUCAGCGCUUCGUCUGUCCCCUGCGCACGGGCGCACACGACCACUCGUCUUUCCAGCGCACACCACACUCAUCACCUCAUACCCGCUUUCCUCACAUUCACUCUUCCUUUCUUACACCCACAGCUUCUCUCUUCAACCACUCCUCGCAACCCAACGUCAACUUCGUUCGGAAUACGGCCGAGGGAACCAUCACCUUCACGACAUCGCGCUCAGUCUGCAAAGGCGACGAGCUCUGCAUCUGCUACUCUGCCGACGAGAGCAAGCUCUGGUUCGUUCCUUCCGGUGGCGCCAAGGUUGCUCUUUCAGAAGACGAAGGCGACGGUACUGGACUCUUCUCUGACCUCGCCCUUGGAGACGAGGUAGCCAUCGAAGUUAAGAAGAAGGAGGAAGCACGAGCUACACGAAGAGAGAUGGGCGGAAAGACACACGUCGCCAAGGAGAAGCGCCGUGCACGGGCUGCGGAGCGGAAAGCGAAGAAGGCUGCGGCCAAGGUCGAGCAAGCUGCGGCUGAGGAGGCUGCCACCAAGGAGGUCGAGGCUCAGAAGGCUGAACCUGCUUCUCCCAAGUCUCCUCAGGCGAACGGCGACAAACUCCCCAAUGGCGACUCGAAGCCUAAGGCCAAUGGAGAGCCCUCCACCGAUGCUGCGACCACUCCGGCGCCCAGCACCAAGGGCACUUCCGUUGCCAGCAGCAGUCCGUCCCAGCAAUCGACGACACCACCGACUUCCGUCAACGGUUCUGAGUCUAGCAAGCCCUUGACCGGUCCCCCUGACGUCGUGGCCCCCCAAUCUGCUGCAGCUCGCACUGCUGCCCGCCAGCGCCGCGGCGAGCGCCGUGCUGACCUUCCCCCUCCUCUGCACGGCAAUCUCAGUGGACCCUCGCGCCACAACGAGCAUGUUGAGCCUGCUAGCGAACUCGAGUGGGAGUUUGUCGAGGGCGACAAGCUUCCUGAGGAAGAGUGGGGAGUCCUGACUCGCGCGAAGGGCCCCGUUGAGAGGGAAGAAGAGGCUGAGGCUGAUGAUACGGCAACCGCCACCGACCCUCAGCAGACUCCGCUUCUUUUAACGUUCACGAAGAACAUGGACCCCGACCCUCGCAUGCGUCACCUGAAGCGUGUUAAGCGCUGGAAGGACAGCACUGGAGCGCACACCGCCGUUGCUCUGGCGAUGCACGACGCGGACCCCGAGAAGCUCAAGGCGAAGCUGAAGGAGGAGGCUGACCUCGAUCUCGUCCCUUACCUUCUGCCCGUUCCCCGUGCUGCGGCUCGCACCGCCGAUCAACUGAAGGCACGCAACAAGAUCUGGCCCGUUCUCUACUCUCCCACCGCCCAGCGACCCUAUGACGCCCGUGGCAUCACCCCCGCGAAGCUUGCUUGGAUCCGAGCGGGUAUCGACCGCGUCAUCGCCGAUGCCCGUGCGGCGAGGGAGAAGGGUGAGAUGCCCAUUGCCGUCUACUGUGCGGCUGCCCCCGAGAGCCUCUGGCCCACGACCGAGUCUUUCAUUCCGCCCACGCCAGGACUCCAGGCUGAAGCUCACGACACGCGCAACUCGGAGAAACACCCCCUGCGCCACGCUGUCCUCAACUGCAUUGCUCGCGUUGCCCGUUUGCGCACGGUCCCUCCGUUCUCCGAGCUCCAGCCUACUCGCAACGGUGCCGACUACCUUCUCACGUCACUGACGCUGUUCAUUACGCACGAGCCCUGCGUCAUGUGUUCGAUGGCCCUUCUCCACUCGCGAGUGAAGGAGGUGUACUUCAUCUACCCUCGCAAGCGCUCUGGCGGCCUCGAGGGAAGCUACGGAGUGCACUCGCGCAGGGACCUCAACCACCGCUUCGAUGCUUGGCAGUGGAUCGGCGAUGGCUGGUGCUCAGCCCUCGAUCUGCGCGACAUUCCCGAGGACCUCGAGAUCUGA